Ostreobium quekettii is the source of this 555-nucleotide messenger RNA. Lineage: Eukaryota; Viridiplantae; Chlorophyta; Ulvophyceae; Bryopsidales; Ostreobiaceae. The record is from the annotation of a GenBank genome assembly.
AUGAAGACCAUGGAGACCCAACAAGUUGUCGUCAUGAAGGGCCAGAUUUUCCUGCUGUUCGUGCUCAUGGGCGUUGCUGCAGCAGAGCACAAUGGGCGAAGACUCAUGGGGCAUUCUACCUACACCUCUGUUAAGCAUACGGAACUGCCAGCCUUGCAGCAAUCAGAUGGCCACAACAGAGAUCUGAAGCUGCUCUUUAGUCCGAAUUCGGAUGGUGGCUCUGGGUUGGGCUUCUUCGGUGCCCUGGGCUCUCUGAUUAGUAGCAUAAGCGAAGAUGAGGACAACGGCGACAGGCCAGGCAGGCCGAAGCCUCCGAUGCCUUUCCUCAGGAGGGGGAAGUGCCAAUGUGGUGGCCGCGUCCAAAAUGACAUUGUCGAUGAUUUCUUCCGAUACUGCGACAGCCCGGAUGGAAACUGCUGCAGUCACAUGAGCACCGCUGGAGCUGGUGAUCUUCAGGGAUGCCCGUGCGCAUCUUCAAUUGCUUGUCAGAUUGCCCCUUUCAACGGCGCAGAGAUCAUGGCUGGGUGCGGCUACAACUACGUCUGCGGAUUAUGA